GUGGCUUCCUUUCUUUGCUUCUGUGUGCUGAAGGUCCCGGAGUGUCGUAUACGACCAGAAUCCUCUUCACUGUUGCAGCUCACUACGAAAGACAAGUGGUAUCCAUCGUAUGCAUUACUCUGUACAACUAAAAAGUUAGACGUGAUACCAUGGGGAAAGCUAAGCAGAGGGACCAGCCAGGAAAGUUGAAGAUAGGAACCAGUAAAGGGAAAGGAACAGGACCGACAAUGAAAGUCUUCAAAGUAUCUAAUCAUAAAGUAGUGAAAUCGCAACAGAUGAAAGCAAAGUCAGUUUCAACUAAUUUAAAAAGGUUAAAUCUACAGAACAAAGCCCAAGUGAAAAGCAACAAUGAUAAAUUUGUCCAACUCCAACAACAAACUGCGCAGACGAAGAAACAAGAGCCACAUAGCGCAAAACCAAAGAAUCCAAUUAUUGAUGAACUAACGCAAUCUGUGAACAUGGAAGAAGCAGUAGAAGGAUUUGCAAAGUUGUGAAAUGAGUGAUUUGUUGGAUGGUUGCAGUGGACAAACGGAUUGCGUAGCAUUGCUCUUAAAUCGUGUUCAUUUAAAUUUCACUAACAUUCAAAUGGAAGAUGAACUAAUUAAAAUCAAUUGGGAGUAUUCUUGAACGAUAUCCAAUAAUCGAAAAUAAACUCAGGGACGCAGUAAAACGUUAGAAAAUUGCUUUAUGUGUGGUGUACAUUUAAUGCAACAGUUAAACAAUAAUAUGCGUUUCAAUAUUUCAAAAUACUCUUUGAUUUGCAUUAUGCGAUUCCAUAUUUUAAGUUGAAGAAUACAAUGAGGCAUCGUAUGAUGGAUGUAAAAUAUGAAGAGUAAUUUAUCAAGUAGUUUCUUGGUAUGAGCAAUUGACAAAUCUCAUUUUAUUUAGUUAAGAAUUUUAUUUUAUAUUUUUGUUGCUUUUUGGUCACAAUAUAUUAUUUUGUUUACGUUUAGAUGCAUCGUUCGGUUACGUGUGACACUGUUUUAAAAGUUUUACCCAAUAAAUAUUGUAUUAUACAGUGUUAGUAUAAUACAAAGUGAAACUAAUGAUAUCACUGAAGUGAUAGUAAAGUUUUAAUUAGGUAGAAGUUUGGUUUGCAUCAACUGUCUUCACUGAAGCAGGGGUGGAUAUGAAUGUUUUACAUUUAGGCCUACGAGCAAUCUACUUUGGAUGAAUAAAUAUUACUUAGAUCUACCCCUUCCCUAUUUAGCCAAAAAUAUCUUGGCAUCGAGUUUUACAAGGGGAAGGCUCAGUUUUGGGAUAUAUGUUGAUGGGUGAUGUGGAGGAGGGUGGACUUGCCACGUAGUUAGCUUCAAUUUUAUACAAUUUUUAGAGAUAUAGCUAAGGUAACAAUUACUUUUAAAAUAGUAGGGGUGAGGGCGUUGUCAGCUGGUCUUUUCUUGAAUCUGCCCCUGACUACCUCCAUACCAUCCCUAAUUUGUUUUUAGCAUUCACUUAUUAUGAAAGACAAAGGAAAUUCAACCAAUACAUUUUAAAGUCUGUUCAUAUAUUUGGUUUAUUUCAUAAAUACCAGAAUUCAUAAUUUGUA
This is a messenger RNA of Anneissia japonica, 1549 nucleotides long. RefSeq lists its product as uncharacterized. Gene Ontology annotation, biological process: ribosome biogenesis. Bases 150 to 494 code for a protein of 114 amino acids. The transcript has 4 exons. The record is from RefSeq and is a predicted model, not a curated record. Lineage: Eukaryota; Metazoa; Echinodermata; Crinoidea; Comatulida; Comatulidae.